AUGAUACAGUAACAAUUUCAUCCAACAAUUAUGCAACUUGUUAAAAAUUUUCAUUUCUAAACAAUAAGAUAGUAUUAUGAGGUUUAUUGGUUUGGUACUUCUAAAUCUAAUUGUCUUUAUUGUGUUCAAGAAUUUCAUAGAAGCAUCUAAAGAAAUUAAUGUUUAUGUUAGCCAGGUGAUUAUGAUGAUGGAAUUAAUCUACCAUGUCUACCAAUUUGUGGAGAUUAAAUCAUAGUUGAUGAAGAUGAUUGUGAUGAUGGUAAUAAUGAUCCAUAUGAUGGAUGUCAUUAAUGUUAAUUUACAUUUUAAGAUGAAUGUUAAAUUUGUUUCAAAGGUAAAUGUUAUCAUUGCAAAGAUAAUUAUUCAUUAAUUGAGGCUAUUAAUACUUUCAUAUCAAUUUGUGGUGAUUUAGUAAUAAUUAAAAUGAAUAAUGCGAUGAUGGUAAUAAUAUUAAAUUUGAUAGAUGUCAUUCUUGUUAAUUCUAAUGGUAUAAUCAUUGUAUCCAUUGUAGUUAAAGAAUUUGUUAGAAAUGGGAUGAAAUAAAUGGAUGGUAUUUAACAGGUGCGAAAUGUGAAUUUAUAUGUGGAGAUGGAAUAGUUGCUAAAGGAUAAGCAAUAUUGUGAAGAUUCAAAUUUAUAUCCUUUCGAUUUAUGCAAUUUUUGCGAAUAAGAAUGUUCAGAACAUUGUUUGCUUUGCUCAAAUGGAAAGUGUCUUAAAUGUGGGAAAGGAUUUUAAUAUGAUGAAUAAAAUAAAUUAUGUUUUCAAAUUUGUAGUGACAUUUUAAUUGUAGGGAAUGAAUAAUGUUUAGAUUAGAUAACAUAUUAUUUAUAAAUUUGUGAGAAUUGCUAGUUAAGUGUCAUCAUAAUUUUUAACUAUGUAAUUAUGGCUAAUGUAAUUAAUGUUAAUUUGGUUAUAAUUUAAUUAAUAAUGGUUGUUAACAAGAUUAUGGAGAUGGAUAAAUUGUAGGUACUGAAAUUUUUGACUCAUCUAUUUAAUAUAUCAAUUCUAAUUGAUUUAACUGUAAUUAUAAUUGUGGAUAUGGCUGUUUUAUUUGCAAUUAGGGAAUCUGUGAAGAUGGGAUAUUUAUUAGAUAAUUAUGCAUGUUAUCCAAUUUAUGGAGAUUUAAUAAUAGUUGAACCUGAGUUAUGUGAUGAUGGAAAUUUAAUACCUUUUAAUGGAUGCCAUAAUUACUAUUCUUGUGAUUUAGGCUGCAUUAUAUGCUAAUCUGGAUAAUGUACAGAAAUCAGUAAGCCAAAUGAAGAUAAUAAUAAUGAUUAGACUACUUCUGAUUGUAUUCCAGAUUGUAAUCUUUAUAGUAAUGAGAAUUAUUGUUUAGCUUGUAAUGAGUACUUUUAAUUAAUUAAUAAUUUAUGUGCACCUAUUUGUGGGGAUAGUAUUGUGAUGGUUUAGAGGGAUAUGAUGAUGGAAAUGACCAACCAUAAGAUGGAUGCUAUAAUUGCUAAUUUUUAUGUUUUUAAGGUUGUGUUGAAUGUUAAUAAAAUUAAUGUACAAAGUGUAAUGAUAAAUUUUACAUUUUCGAUAUCUUAACUUAAAAAUGUUUGUAAAUAAACUCUUAUCAAAAUGAUUAAAAUAUUGAUUAUCCAACUACAGAGUUUCAGUAAUAUAAUGCUUUAAGAUGUGGAGAAAAUCAAUUGCUAAUUAAUAAUUUAUGUAUCAAUAAAUGUGGGAAUGGAUUUCUAGCCAAUAAAUACGAAGAGUGUGAUGAUGGAAAUAUUUUUGGAGGAGAUGGAUGUUCUUCAUUUUGUAAUACGGAGGAUUCAUUAAAUUAGGAAGAUUCAUUAAGUUUAUGCACAUAUAUUGAAGCUCCUGACUUCAAUCUCAAUAUUUUAUCUGAUAAAGGCAGUUCAAUAUAAUUAUUAGAAUUAACUUUCACAUAAUAAGUUAAAAUAUAAACAGGACUAGUUAUUAAACAUAUUAUGUUGUUCACAAUAUCUCCAGAAACUCAAUAUUACUUAACAAUCAAUAGCAUUGAUAAUAAAACAAUUUACUUGGGCUAUCCAAAAUAUUAAAUUUAAAUCGAGCAUAUUCAACCAAUUUAAAAUCCCAUACUAAAAGCAGAGAUAGAGAAGUCCAUAAUACAUAAUGCAUUUCAUUAUGAGUUAUAAAUAUACUAAAAGAAGAUCAUUCUUGGAACUACUAUUGUGUUGCCUGAGACCACAAAAUAAUAAUAACUUCUGUUAUAUAAAUUAAUGAUGUAUUCUAUUAUAAGUAUAUCAAGUUUAGCUUAGCUAUCAAGUAAUGCAAUUAUGUUCUUUAACAUAUUAGAUUUAUUAUUGUCCUUACCAUAUAUUAAGUUUAUGUAAAAUAAAUUUCUACCUAAUUUAAUUGAAUUUUUGAACACUUAUCCUAAAGUAUCAUUGCAAUCAAUCAUGAAUUAUUUUAAAGUAGAUUAAUUAUUGGCAAAAUUAAAUGGUGGUACUUUUCCAAAUCACUUCACCAAUAAAUCCAAUAAUUAAAUUUAAGCGAAAAGGUAUUUUAAGUUCGAAUAUCAAAGCUGA
Molecule: messenger RNA, 2519 nt
Organism: Paramecium pentaurelia
Lineage: Eukaryota; Ciliophora; Oligohymenophorea; Peniculida; Parameciidae
Source: the annotation of a GenBank genome assembly